Molecule: messenger RNA, 4885 nt
Organism: Cuculus canorus (common cuckoo)
Lineage: Eukaryota; Metazoa; Chordata; Aves; Cuculiformes; Cuculidae
Gene: EXOC3L4
Product: exocyst complex component 3 like 4
Exons: 12
Coding region: 143-2308 (721 amino acids)
Biological process (GO): exocyst localization; exocytosis
Cellular component (GO): exocyst
Molecular function (GO): SNARE binding
Source: RefSeq, a predicted model, not a curated record
UCAGCACUGCAGAGCUGGCCACCCACCACUGCAUCUCCUUGGAAUUUCCUGUGGCACGGAGGCACUCUCGACUUCUGUGGAUUACACUUGCUUCAUCUCAGCAGGCUGCAGAAAGGAUCAUUCAGUCAGUACCAAGCGAUUAAUGGCAACCAGUUUGGAAACCCCAUCAUUGAAAGGCAACAAGAGAAAUAGAAAUACGGAGUUAGACUCAAGUUGCAUAACCUCAGAACAAACCUUUCCAACGAACAGAGUAGUGGAGGAAAAGAUGGAGGUUGCUUCUGAACUGAGCAGGCGAAAUUCGCACAGUGGGGGCAAUGGGUUCUUUGAAAGAGGUGUUAAAACAAUAAUAAGCUUCCGGAAAUCAAAACAAAGUCUGUACGGAGAGAAAGGAAAGGAAGGCACUGUUACUUGGAAAGGAAUACGACUUUCUCUGCGAUCCUCCAAGACCUGCGAGGAGGCCAAAACCACGAUCUGUAAUGGUGUGGACGAGAUUAGUGAGAAGAUAGCAGCAGAGCCCAUUCAAGGAAAACCUCUUUCAGUCAUGGAAAUCAAUGAACUUAUACAGAAAAGGCAGCUUUUGGAAGCAUUUGCAAGUAUCAAGUACUUGGAAGAUGAGACAAUAGCUGAGCGAGAUGCUGAGAAAUACAAAGAUAACCCCCAGGAGUUUGUGAGGAAAUCCAGGGAUGUGGAUUUGCUUUAUAACUCCAUCACAAAUGCAAUCCAAUCCAUUGUGGUGGGAACACUGGAGCAUCCCAGCGUAGAGGAUACCAUGCUGACCUCCCUGGUGACUUUAAUCGCCCGUGAAGAAGCAGCUCAUCCUAAUACAGGCAAUAAUAUUGGUCCUGGAUUGGACUUGCUCGGCACACCCAGAAAGUGGAGGGAGGAGUGGAGGGAAGCUAUCAAGGAUAGUGCUAGAAAGAGAGUCCAGAGCAUACCCAUGACAUCAAAGGAAGAAGAGAGUUCUUGGCUUGAUCUCCACUUAGAUGUCCUCCAGAAACACCUGAGGGAAGACUUACUGAAAAUCAAGUUAUCAGUAAAAAAGUGCUAUCCAGAGGAGUACCAGGUGUGUGACGUGUAUGUGGAGGCUUUUCACAAGGCUAUUGCCUCACACUUGCAAGAUCUCUCCCAGAGACUGCUGGACUUCAGUGAGCUCUACACCUUGCUCAACUGGGUGGCCAACACCUACCACAGUGAACUCUUUCUGGGUCACCCUGAUCUCAAACCAGAAGUUAAAACAGAAAACCUGUCUCUGCUGUUAACACCAGAUGACUGGGAUAAACUGAAAAACAACUACGUCAUUUCUGCAAAGGAGAAAAUCAAAAGCUAUUUUGGAAAUAUCCUGAGACUGGAGGUCACGGAGAAGUGGCAGAAAGAAGUUCAUCCAGAAGUGAAGGAAAAUCUCUACCACUCCUCUCUCUCCUUUGAUAUUCAAACGAUCAUUGGGGAGUAUAUGAAGAUAUCUGGAGUGAUCAGCAGAAGCCUGGAAAAGAAAAUGCUUGAGCUGAGCAUGGUAGAGCUGCAUGAAUUCAUACCAAGGUUUGGAGAGGAGUUUGUGGCUUGGAGCACUGCCCAGGACAGCUCCAUCUUUGCACCCUAUUUUGCUGCCUACAUCAACAGCUUCUACGACCUGGUGUCAGGGUUAGAAAAAGCAUUUAAAGUCAACACUGAUGAACUACAGAAGAUUUUGGCAGCUCUGACAAGGAACUUCACAAAUAUAUUUUUAAACAAAUUAAGAACAAAAGCACAGCCCCUCCUUAAGAAAAUCCUGACCAAGGACUGGAUUUUGGCGACGGAAAGGCCAGACUCACUGGCGUUAGCAGUCUCACAGUUCUCCAAGCACCUGCAGCACAUGAGGGAUCCUAUGGGGCAGGAGCUUCUGCGUGAUAUUCAUAAGUACAUGGUGAAGCAAUACAUCAUGCAGGUCAUCAAAACCAGACGGCAAAUGAAUGGGGAGACACGUCAGCAAGUGAGUGAAAAGAUGAACCAGGAAGCCAAAAUCCUUAAUAAUACACUCAUUGAUCAGGGCUCUGACUCCGACUGGCUGCUUCCUGCCAUACAUCACAUUGCCAACAUUAUUGGGGAGAAGAAAAAAGACAAGAUCAAGGAGUAUGUCAAGGACCUGUGUCAAGAUUACCCAGAUAUCAGGAAGGAGCACAUCCAGGCGAUCCUCACGCUCCGGGGGCUAGGGCGCACCAGGAGAGCAGCAAUUCUUCAGCAAGGUUACUGGGUGCUGGACAGCCCCGAUAGCAGGGAAGGCAACACACUCUUCGCUGACAUAGAUGCCCCUGUGAUCAUCAGCUGCUUCUAAAACACAAAUAAACCAGCAUCCUCCCUCUUCCUACGCCACCUCUAUGGCAUGACCCCAAAUCUGCCACCAUACCUUGCUCCUCUGCAAACACAACUGACUGCUGUGGGAAAGUCAUUUUCGGAACUUGAUACCAUGAAUUCAGAAAACAAAGGCAACGACUGUGCCAAGACACUGACCUCCAGCAAGAGCCCUUGAGCAGCAACUCCAGUCCAGACGUCAUGUCCACCCUGCACUCAAAAUACAGAUUUUAUUGCCUGGAGGCUGCUCUGUUGUUUAGUCCAAGACUGAAUCUCUACUCAGAGAACAGGAGAAAACCAAAUGCAGUUCACUCAGAGCUAUAUUAAGGCUUUGACUGUGUUGCAUAAUUAUACAGCAGGAGAGCAAGAGCCUCCUUCAUUAGUGUCGCUGAGCAACCACGAGGGCAGAGCUUCAGCAGGGAUGUGGUAGUGCACAAGUCUUAUUUCCUUCCUGGUGAACCUGAUGGCAUCACACAAGGACAUCGUGACCUGAUGCCACAGACCACUGCCUGGGUGGGGAGGAAAACCUUGGAGGGUAACCAAACCCCACAGCCAGGAUAUGCAGUGCACAGACCUCUCUGGACUCCAGGAUGGGCACUGUGGCCCUUGUCCCUUCUUAUGUUCCAGUAGAUUUUCCUCACUCAUGGGCCACCUUGCAAAAUUCACACUGGACUGAAGAUCUUUCAUGUCAUCACACUCUCUCAGUGCAGGCAGAAAUGCCGCGAACAGAGAUGCUGUGGGGAAGGAGGCUCCAAGUCCUCCUUGCUCCGGGAAAAAGGGUCACCAUGCCCCUAGUCCAUUUUCUUGUAUGUUCAAACAUAUUUUAACAAAUCUGGUAAAAUCUGACUGCAGUAUGCUAAUGUGGGCAGACAUAGUGCUGUGGAUUAGAUCCUUAUCUGGUGCAAAAAAGCAUGACCCCAUUGAUUGUCAUGAAACAUCACUGGUUUAACUCUGAGGAAUCCAAAGCUUUACAUCCAGCAUCUGCAGGGAAGACUAAAAGAAACAUGAAGCAGCCUGCAGACACACAAAUCUAAUUGUAUUUAAUCCAAUUUAUCCUUUAGGUUGCACUCUGCAGGAAUGAAUCCAAGACUCUGUACAGAGACAUGUUUACUAUCUAUCAGUUAAUGUGAUAUAUAUGGACAUGGUAUAGCCUUGAACACAGAUUGCACCUUCACAAUCAUCAUAUGAAAAAUUUUGUAAGGUAGGCUUGCUAUCUACACAGUCAAGAUGAGGGAUUUUCUAACGAUGGCUUUGAAAAAUAGGGUAUAAAUUGAGACUUUGAGGCCGGAAGUAUUGGGAGAAAUGUUCUGCCCUGCAUCAUUCUUCAAUACAGCUCAUGACAAUUCCUGCAAAACCUCAUCUUGGUGACUCUCUAUAUUUGCUAUUCAGAAGGAGAAGUAAAAUAUCAUCUGCAUCUCCCAUUAGGUGUGCAGAGAUCAGGAACACCUUGGAGCUCCCCUUCCCUGUCCUGGUGCAAGGAGGUAGCCCUGAAUUACACCCCUCCAUGGGUGUGUGAGCUACAUCCUCCAGCCCAGGAGAGGGGCAGGAUAUCAGCACUGAGAGAUUUACAUUUAUGUCAAAAGCAUUGACUGAGUUGCAGAAAUGAAAUGGGAGAUUUCAACUUUGGCAUCCUCAGUCUGAGAUACCUAAGACUGGAUUUUCAGAGAAGCACAGGAUUUGAGGCACACAACAAAGCCAGUGGGAGUUUUGGCGCAUUAAAAAUUUCCCUCUGCCUGUUAGCAUUUUUUAACCAACCACCUCACGCAAGAUGUCUCUGGCACAGGAGUUUUCCCAAGUGCAUUAAAUGUAUACUUGGUUUUCAGUCUUAUUAUUUUACUGGCAAUCUCUCCACAAAGCAGCUGCCUUUCCUCAGACUCUGGCUGAUUGGCCCUGGGAUUAGAUAAGUCUUCCGUUUUCUAAUAAAAGCAAGUUGCUACCCUGAAGUCAAGGAGGAAAGCUGGGCACAAUGACCCACCUUUUGUGACAGGCUCUCUUGGGACACUCAAAUCCUGCAGCCUGGUAUCCUGUGAGCUGGCAGCAGGAGCACAGCUUACUUCCUCUGGGAGCUGCUGUGCUUCUGCUGCUUGCUUUGGAGCAAACCACAAACCAGUUUAAGGUUAAACCUAUUAGAGAGAGACUACAGUUCAGUCUCCAACCUGUCCCAGUAGCCAUGAAAGUGGAGAGGGAGAUCCAGGGCAGGGAAGCAGGGUUGCCCCCUCAGUCAGGGCUGCAAGAGCAGCUGCCAGAGACACUGGAGCAAGGAGAGAGGAAAGGCUAGGAAAGGCUAUACACUCCAAAAUGAGCUGCUUCUCCAGCUGUCUUCUGUGAGACAUCCAGUGUUGAUUAGGACCACAUUUUACAUUCCAAUAAAAGAGAAAACAAGGCCUCCCAGAGCUUUUAUUGUGAAAUAUGUUGCUCUUGUAGGAAAAUGCCAAGGAUCUCACUUAUUACCCUGUUAACUACCCCGGUUUGCUGUUACCCUAUGGUUUCCACCAUUACUCCUAUUCCUUUCCUCACACAGAGUUACGUUCCCCACCAGGAGACACAGCUCUCUCUUACC